Molecule: messenger RNA, 429 nt
Organism: Pseudocercospora fijiensis CIRAD86
Lineage: Eukaryota; Fungi; Ascomycota; Dothideomycetes; Mycosphaerellales; Mycosphaerellaceae
Exons: 4
Coding region: 1-429 (142 amino acids)
Source: RefSeq, a predicted model, not a curated record
AUGGACGUUGGGACGCCGCUCGCACCACAGACCAGCUUUCACAGCCACUCUCGGUCCGUGCCGUGCCGCGCUGCGCCCCCCGUUCGAGCUCCGUCAUCCGUCAUAGCGUAUGAUCGCGUAUGCCUCAGCCCAGCUCUGCUCUGCGUGUCCUUGUUUUGUUGUUUCGGCCUGCCUGCAUUGCAUCUACUCAUAUCACACUACAUCCACCUCGCCUGGACUGCCUCCAUUUCUGCCUGCGGACCACACGCAUACGCAUGCGCACCUGAGCUCAUUGCUUCAGAGCCAGCCCAGGCCAGGCCAGGCCACUUGAAACGACACGCGGACAUUGCGUCAAUCCCGCCCAGUCCCCACCAUCACCACCACUACCACCACCACCGCACCCUCCUCUUAGCGUCCGCCUGCCAUUGCUGCAGCUUCUCCCUCCUCUAG